AUGGCAACCGAGGCUACCGCGCGCAAGUUCUUCACUGCGCCGUCGUUUGCCGUGGUUGGCGCCAGCUCCAACCCGGCCAAGUUUGGCCACAAAGUGCAUGCGUGGUACCUGGAGCGCGACCUACAGGUCACUCCCAUCAACCCCGCCUCCCCGUUCGUAACAGUCAAUGGUAGCGACCACGCCACGGUGCCCAAUGUUUCGGCCCUGGCCAACCCCAAAGAGACGGCCGUGUCCAUCAUCACGCAUCCAGCCAUCACAAUUGGAGUUUUGAAGGAGGCCAAGACGGCUGGCGUCCCGUCCAUCUGGCUGCAGCCGGGUACCUGGGAUGACGAGGUGCUCAAGUUUGCGUUGGCUGAGGGCACAUUUGAGGCUGUCGUCUACGGGGAGGGCGGCCGCGGUCAUGAUGGCUGGUGCGUUCUGGUCGAUGGCGACAAGGCUUUGAAGGCUGCCGGAAAGCUGUAA
Molecule: messenger RNA, 462 nt
Organism: Cordyceps militaris CM01
Lineage: Eukaryota; Fungi; Ascomycota; Sordariomycetes; Hypocreales; Cordycipitaceae
Product: NAD(P)-binding domain
Exons: 2
Coding region: 1-462 (153 amino acids)
Source: RefSeq, a predicted model, not a curated record